AAGAGCCCAAGGAGCAUCUGCCGUUCCCCUCUGGCACAAUCAAUUCGCGUAUACACAGUCCGUCCGUGGGGUUUUUAGCCGCUCUCCCGGAGCAACCUGCUGCUUGCGGCACAGGCCGUGUCCAAGCUUGGGGCUCUGCGACGCUUUAAAGGCCUUUCGUCUCCUCGGCUUUCGUUACCCCGCUAGCGACUCCGUUAGCCACCAUCACCGUCCUAUCAACCGAGCCUCGCUGCCCUUCAGCGCAAUCGGAACCGCGGCCGGAAACCCAGAACUCUGCCAUCGUUCUCGUCAACUGCUCUUUCCGAGGUUAAAUCCUACCUACAUUCGCCAUGAGGCCCGCCACCGCUGCCAGCGCGGCCUUCCGCUCAGCGACCGCAAUUGCACGACUCCCUCGACCACAAGCCUGCGGUUUUGCGACUCGGUACCUAGCCUCCCAAACAGCUGCGAAGUCGGCCCAGCUCUCGACGACGCGACGAACCACCGCAACCACCUCGUCUGUAGCUACACCAGGCUACACCACCCAGAUUGGGCAGCACAGAAUGGCGUCUUCUACGGGAGUCAAGAAGAUCAAGGUCAAGAACCCGGUGGUGGAGCUGGACGGUGAUGAGAUGACCAGGAUCAUCUGGCAGGUCAUAAAGGACAAGUUCAUCCACCCGUAUCUCGACAUCGACCUCAAGUACUACGAUCUUGGUCUGCCCUACCGUGACGAGACAAACGACCAAGUUACCCUCGAUGCCGCCGAGGCUAUCAAGAAGUACUCUGUUGGUGUCAAGUGCGCGACUAUCACGCCGGACGAGCAGCGAGUGGAGGAAUUCAAGCUCAAGAAGAUGUGGCUGUCGCCAAACGGCACCAUCCGGAACCACUUAGGAGGAACCGUCUUCCGCGCACCCAUCGUUAUCCCCCGCAUCCCUCGUCUCGUACCAAGCUGGAAGCAGCCCAUCAUCAUCGGCCGUCAUGCGUUUGGCGACCAAUACCGUGCCAAGGACCGUGUGAUUCCUGGCGAGGGCACACUGGAGAUGGUCUUCACACCCAAGGGCGGCAAGCCCGAGGUCAUCAAGGUCUACGACUACCCUGCUGGCGGAGGUGUGGCUCAGACCCAGUACAACACCACCGACUCCAUCUCAGGGUUUGCCCACGCCUCGUUCAAGAUGGCCCUCGACAAGAAGCUGCCACUCUACAUGAGUACCAAGAACACCAUCCUGAAAGCAUACGAUGGCAAAUUCAAGGAUGUCUUCCAGGAAAUCUACGAAAGCCAGUACAAGAAGGACUUUGAGGCUGCGGGCAUCUGGUACGAGCAUCGUCUGAUUGACGACAUGGUCGCCCAGAUGAUCAAGAGCGAGGGCGGCUACAUCAUCGCCUUGAAGAACUACGAUGGAGAUGUCCAAUCCGACAUUGUCGCCCAGGGUUUCGGCUCCCUCGGCCUGAUGACCUCCGUCCUCAUCACCCCCGACGGCAAGACGUUUGAGGCCGAAGCCGCCCACGGCACCGUCACCCGUCACUUCCGUGAGCACCAAAAGGGCAAAGAGACCUCCACCAACCCCAUCGCCUCCAUCUACGCCUGGUCACAGGGUCUCGCGAAGCGCGGUGAGCUCGACAACACACCUGAGCUUGUCGUAUUUGCCGAGCAGCUUGAAAAGGCUUGUGUCGACACCGUCGAUAUCGAUGGCAUUAUGACAAAGGAUCUGGCGCUGGCGUGUGGAAAGAAGGACAGAGGUAGCUGGGUUACUACAAAUGAGUACCUUGAUGCGGUAGAGCGGAGGCUGAAGGCUAGCUUGAAAGAGAAGCUAUAAGCGGGGUUCGGAGAUGCGGGGGAGACCCUGGAAAAAGGACUGGAUUGAAUGAUCUCACGAGUAUAUAUUUGGAUACUUACGUGCAUGUAGAUGGAGUUUUUGCUUACUACAUGCUAGACAGUAAAUAAACAAGAUCAAAGACACAAAUUGUGCAGCCGAAGUUGUGCCAGCUCGUGCACGUUUUCAUGUCUCACGGCAUCAUGCAUGUCGGGUGGUAUUUGUUUGUUACACACGUUGAUUCAAAACAUGUGUUGCGACCUCUGCCUUGA
Molecule: messenger RNA, 2059 nt
Organism: Cucurbitaria berberidis CBS 394.84
Lineage: Eukaryota; Fungi; Ascomycota; Dothideomycetes; Pleosporales; Cucurbitariaceae
Product: isocitrate dehydrogenase-like protein
Exons: 4
Coding region: 330-1790 (486 amino acids)
Biological process (GO): isocitrate metabolic process
Cellular component (GO): mitochondrion
Molecular function (GO): isocitrate dehydrogenase (NADP+) activity; NAD binding; magnesium ion binding
Source: RefSeq, a predicted model, not a curated record